Molecule: messenger RNA, 9234 nt
Organism: Adelges cooleyi (spruce gall adelgid)
Lineage: Eukaryota; Metazoa; Arthropoda; Insecta; Hemiptera; Adelgidae
Product: protein ELYS-like
Exons: 25
Coding region: 173-8956 (2927 amino acids)
Source: RefSeq, a predicted model, not a curated record
AAUGAACAAAUAAAUAACGACGGUCGUUUCACGUUAAAUAAACACUACGGUUUUUUUUUCGGCGAGUUAUUAAAGCGUAAAUUUAUUGAUCUUCUGCGUAACACUUGAAAUUUGGAUAUCGGUUUAUGUUUUCCGUUGGAAUAUGUCAUACAAUUUUUAAGCCGAAUCCGCCAUGUCUUCAUUGAAUCAAGUUAUGCAAGUAAUCGAUUCGCACCAGUUGCCUACCCAGUUGUACGAAACAGAUUGUGAAAGACUGGGCGGUUUAAUUGCCGAUGGGCUCUAUGCAUGGUUUGCUUCUGAGACAAACAUUGUUUUAUAUUCGAAACAACUUGGAUCGAUCGUAUCGUCCAGGCUAUUUGGAGAUAACCUUAAAGAUAAAUCAUUAACGAUUACUUAUGUAAAAGAAUUAAGUUAUGGCAAAGGGAAAUUACAUUUCCUAUUGGUGGGAUGUUCGUUUAAAACUUCAGGACUCCUCUAUGUGUGUCAGUUACCAACGUUGACUACAGUUCGCUGUAUCGAGCUACCGAACCCGGUGUCGUAUAUAACAACUAUUAAAAAUGAAUUAAUUGACGACAACCAACUUUGUGAUGAGUUUAAAAUCAUGUCUACUGUACUUCUGGUUGGUAUGGCUACAGGAGAAGUUUAUGCGAUCGAUCUACGACACAGUCAUAUAGAACAUCAAUUAAAAAAUAACGAAAUUGUUGUUAACGAAUCAAGACCUAGUAAAUUGUUUAAAAUUGGAAAGAAUGAAGAUUGUCAAGAAGUCAAAGAGAUGAGUGACGAUAGCGAUUGCCAUUUAGCGAUGUUCAUUAACGAAAAUUUCUAUGCCUAUUGCAAAAAACAGUACAGUGGAAAACUGCAUAUAAGCGUUUCCAGCAUAUUAUACAUUGAAGAAAUCAAUACUGUUGCGAUCGGUUAUUCCACUGGUCAUUUCCAGCUGCGCGAUUGUAAAAGUAUGCGUACCAUAUAUCUUUUGAAAGAGCCAAAGUGCAUUGUGCCUGUAACUCACAUCGGCUUUCUCGAACCGUCUGACGACCCAAACAACUUGUGCUACCUUUGGGUAAUUCAGUCGGAUAAUCUUAGACUUCCGCACGCCACAAUGAUUGCCUUAACCUAUGAACAACGUAUUGUAAUGCCCAACGGAAGCUUAGCAUAUCGCGUUUAUCAAGGUAACGGUGUAAAAUUGGAAAUGUCAUUAAAAAGAGAAACGGGAUUUGGCCGGUGUAUAUCCGCUUUAUCUGUAUGUAAUGUAAAUAUGGCCAAAAACGAAACAGAUAUGGACGAAGACUGUGAAAUAAGACUUUUUGCAAUGUUGAUGGAAAUUCGACAAAGUUCCGAUGCUCAUCCAGAAUCGUUUAUGUUUUUAUUCGAUAUCAAUCAGUGGUAUAAAGCACAAAUGCCGUCAUCCAUCAGUCAUUUUAAAGUUUCUAACUCGUAUGCAAGAUUUGUACCAUUGCCGCAUAACGUCAACUACGUGGAUUUUAAUAUUUCUCAUAAAACAUUACGACCAUUCGGUAGCAAUUUUAGGAACAACGUUGAAGAGUUAUACUAUCCGUCUUCAAUUUACUUUGAGUGUGAUUGCUUAAUGGAUACUGAGCUCGUUCGAUUAAAACAUGCUGGAGUGCAACAAGAAAUUUUGGACCAAUUGGUUGAAAAAAACUGGAAAAUGUUGAUCAAUCCAAAUUUAGUGUUUAAUCAAUGUUUGCAAGCAAACCUCAGACCUUUUUUUUGGGAUAAAUCUGAUGACUAUAUUAAUUACAGUUUGCCGGAUCAAAGAAGUUUUGUAGUGUCCAUAUUAGUGGAAAAUAAAAUGAUGUCUGUGUUGAGCGCUUGUGCCGAGGAAUGGAAAAAUGGAACUUACGUGUCAAGUGAAGCUACUAUCUUACAUUUAGUGCAAUGUCUUUGGAAACAUGUUAUGGUUGUUAAACAGUUUGCUGAUAAAUUAUGUGUUCCACUGUUUGACUAUUCUGGAACUCACUUGGAUAAAAAAAAUAAACGUAUACUUAACCACUGUUUGUCCCAAAUGCAAUGUGUUAAACAUUUUUUGGAAGAUCUACAUAAUAAAUAUGGCGUUCACGUCGACUAUUCACACCGCGUCUAUACUUUAAACCUAGUCACUCAGUACUUCAAAGCGGUGACGUGUUUCCUCAAUUACGGUCUUCUUCCGGAAUCCCUUGACAAAAUUCCAGACCAACAGACUGUACAAUGUGAUUUUACAUCAUUAAUAGAAUACGCAAAUAAAAGGCGAAUGGAACUUGGAAAUUCUCAGUUGUAUUUAAUAGACGCCGUAGUAAACCACGAACACAAAGGAUUCAAGCUGAUUGAACAGUGGCAACACGAGGGCGGUGAAGCGACAAAGGGAAUGUAUCCGCCAGCCAAUGUUCAAUGUUUACUGAGAAUUUAUUUAAAUGCCGCUCUCACAGACCAAGUGAAAAAUUAUAUCACUGUUUAUUUUUUAAUCGACGUUUGUUCCACCCAAGAUCUUAAUGUGACCAUCGCAAAUCGUAUGUGUAAUUAUGCAAUUGAAUUUGAUGUCGAAAACAAAAUAUUGAACACGCUUUGUCGCGCCAGCUGGCUUUUAGAUCACGACAUGUUCGAGGAAGCGAUGGAAAUAUUAUCAGGCGAUAAAGAUUGGGCAAUAACUAAAGAUGAGUCAUGGGAUUGGUUUCAUUGGACCGUUAUGAAAUUGCUAGUUUUCAAAAAAGAAUAUUUUUGGGCUAGAUUCUAUAUGAAGCUCAUCAAUAUCAGCAUAACCAAUAUCGACGACCAUAAGUUUUAUAUAAAUCUUCAAAUUAUGAACAACCAGUGUUUCGAAGCAUUACAUUACAUUAGGACACGAUCGGUUGAAGAAAAACCAAUUUUAUUUAGAUACUUUUUCGACAGAUGUAAGGAAAUUAACAAAUUAAGAUGCUUAUUAGAACAUCCGUGGGAUUCGGACGAAGAAGACUUAUUUUAUACUUACUUGAAAACUUUAAAAGAUCCUGAAACGUUGUCAAUAAAAAUAUUCUUUUUAUUACAAAGAGGAAGGUAUUCGGAAGCUAUUGAAUUGAAUAAGUCUUUAGAAACGGUUAAUAAAUGCAAAUAUGACGAUGACUUGACAAUUACUAGUUUAUUGGUCCGGGGAUUCUAUAAUAGUGUACCGAAAAUCACGAGUAGAUGUCUCGAUGGGUUUACUGCACAAAAUGUGUACAAAAAGACUGAUAUAGUUUUAAAACGUGUCAACUGCGACACUAAAUCGUUUAAUAUUAUGGAUAAAAUUAAAGAAAAUACUAUCAAACUAAAUUCUCCUCGCACUUUAUCCAAACCCAAAAUUACGGGCAGCUUACAGUCUGCGAAAAUUGCACGUAAGAGAUCGCCAAUUGCCGAUAGCACCGAGAUAAUCAACGAAAAACGUAGAAAAAUUGAAGAUUGCUUGUUGAGUCCACCAAAUGUUAAAACUACUGAUGUACGUGCAAUCGGUAAACAAGUUUUGGAAAUACUGAAUACUCCGCUAGUCAGUAAAACGGUAGCGUCGCCUCCUGUGUUGGGCUAUUCGUCGAUCCUCAAGACUGGAGGAUCUUCAAAAAAACACAAACGUGUUUUGUCUAUUGUAGGAAGUGAAACGCCUAUAUCAAAAAUGACUUUGAGAUUUAGUCUUCCCAACGAAAAUGACUCCGGCAAGGAACAACGGCGUUCUACUGUAGAAUGUGUGGACCUAAUGAAAGACGAUAAUCCAGAAAAUGAGAGUUUCUAUAGUGCCGCCAGCAGUAACGAGACUAGUCGUAAUGUUAUCGAUGAGCAGCAAAUGGAAACUAACAAUAUUACGCAAACGAACGACGGUUAUGCGUAUGAAGUUGACCAAACCAUUCCAUCAUUAGAAGAAGCUAAUGAUGUCGAUCAUGAACAAAUGGAUGUUACUGAAAAUUACUCCAUUCACGCGGAGCAACAAUCUAAUGUUGAUUAUACAUUGAAUACAACAGAAAUUCCGAUUCUGUCAAAACCCAAUGUAAUCGAAUUAGUAGACCUUUCUGAGGAGGAAGAAGAACAACAACUUGAUGAAGCUUACAAUGAUGAGGCCUUAGGAAAGUCUUAUAAUCAAAAUGUGCUAUUCGAUUCUGAGUUAAACAAACCAUAUGUAAAAUCAGACGUGCAUUCUACUGGUGUUGAUACGCCUUUAAUGGAGAUAUCUAUUGGUCAAGCGUACAGCUUAUCGAAUCGGCGUGAAGAAUUAAGCCUGUGCGCGGAAUCAAAUCAGUUUGCAACCGAACUUGUUCAGUCGGAUAACUUUGAUGACAAUGUCUACAAACUUGUAACGGUUCCACCUAAUAAUGACGUAGCGCAAGAGCAAAAAAGUUUGAAUGUGUCGUCGUUUGAACAAAAGCCGUACCAUACAGAACCGGAAAGUAAAAACACAUACAACGACGAUGACGUGGUUUAUUUGGACACGGAAGAUGAAGAUGACGUUGAUGUUAACUCAUCUACUUCAUCCAGUGAACAAUCAUUGGACGAAACUAGUGUCACUGAUGAUGAAAGCGAGUUAGAAAAGACCAGAUAUGGUAGAUUUAAAUCUCAGGGCAGUACAAUUAACAAACCGUUUGACGAGAAAGAAAAAUAUGAAGAUUCUGACAUCGAAGAAGUAGAUAUUUACUCUAGAGGAGAAGAAGAAAACGAGAUAGAAAUUGAAGCAGAAGAAGAAAUCGAGAUAGAAAUUGAAGCUGAAGAGGAAGAAGAAGAAGAAGACGAUGACAUAGUAGCGAUCGAAAGGAAUCAAUCCAAUGAAAAACCGUAUAGCUUAGAAUCUGACGAAGAGAGAUUUAAUUAUCCCCCUGAAGUUGAAGAGGAGGAGGAGGAGGAGGAAAGUGUUGAGUCUGUAGACACGAGAUCAGAUUCUUUUGAAAAGAACACGGACGAAUCGAACAAUACACACGUUUCACAAGGAAAUCUAGAUAGUACCUCUAAAAAUCAAGAAGAUAAAUCCAACGACUCUAGCAUAAUCGAAUGUGAAAGCAUACAUAGUGAAUCAAACCCUAUCAGUGUUGCUAAUGAUGAAUCAAAUUUUGAACACCACAAUGACGACAACAACGACUAUGAAUAUCAACAAGAUAAUUUAGUCGAGCAAUGCGACGUCGCAAAUCCAUCAGAAAACGAAAUUGAUCUUAGUACGGUUGAAGUCGAUAAUAAUGAUCUGAUUAACAUACAAAGUGAAAUAGAUCUUUCCCAACCUGCCGAUAUUGACGUUAAUGAGCCAAAUACAUUUUUAUUCGGUCAACAAGACACGUCCGACAACAAACCUGUGCUUCUUUUCGGUCAGGUAUAUUCGUUGCAAAAUGAGACACCCGCAGUAAGUACUAGUGAAAGUGAAACAAAAGCCUAUACGUUGCUUCAAAACAGCAAUACAGAAAUAAACCCGAAUAUGGAAUGCGAAGAAACAGAAGUUGUCGAAGAUAUGAAAGAUAUUCUUGAACUUGAAUCUUUACCAGACAGCAAUCCAGACGACCAUAUGGAAACGCACAGUCUACGUUCGAGAUCAACUAGCUUGCAGCCAGAAAGUUUAGAUCCUAUAAUUGAGAAUGUACCCACAUUGGAAUAUCCUAGUUUACAACCUCAAUCUGAAUGUACACGCGGUAUAGAAUCGAGUGAAACGUUUGUCGUUGAUAAACAGAAUAUUGUUUAUGGCAAUAUUAAUCAACCAUAUGUGUUGCUCGACAAGUGCGACAGUCUGAACGUUGCUGUUCAAAUGCAAAAUGAUAACAACAAAACCUUAACCAUAGACGUCGAUACUUAUAGUCUAAUUUCUUCAGUUGACGAUCGUAGUACUAUAAAAUCAUGUUCAUCGUCGGCAUCCAUUGAGGUUAUAGCUGUGAAAAAAACCAGGCGAAGCGUACGUGCUGCGAGUGAAGAUAAAACGAUGAGAAACACUGUUGUUACGCCUCGAUCAAAACGUGCUAAAUCUGUAACAGUUUUCUCGAUGGCAAAUCGUUCAAAAAUUGAAACUAUUGCCGAAAGCGGUUCAAAGACACCUUCCCAGAGUCUUGUAUGUGAAAAUAUAAUUACCGAAGAAAUCGCUGCAACUGACAAUAUUGUCCAACACUCGUUGGUUAAGACUCCGACCAAAACAUCAGAUCCACAACCUUCUGAUGAAGUAACACCUUUGAAGAAAACUAGACGGAGUAUACGUGCCGCCAGUGAAGACAAGACGAUGAAAAUUACAACGACACCCCGUUCGAAACGCGCUAAGUCUGUUACCGUUUUCCCGCCGGCAAAUCAAUCAAUUUUGGAAUCUCAUCCUGAAAUUAGUUCACCGACCACUUUUGUUUUGGAAGGUGUACCUUCGCAAAGUGCUGAAGAAACUGAAAUUGUUGUUCCAGUUACGACUGCGACCAAAACAUCAGAUCCACAACCGUCCGAUGAAGUAACGCCUUUGAAGAAAACUAGACGGAGUAUACGUGCUGCCAGUGAAGACAAGACGAUGAAAAUUACAACGACACCUCGUUCGAAACGCGCUAAAUCUGUUACCGUUUUCCCACCUGCAAAUCGUUCAAUUUUGGAAUCUCAACCUGAAAUCAGCUCACCGACCACUUUUGUUUCAGAAGGUGCACCUUCUCAAAGUGCCUUGCAUCAAAAUGUAAUUGCUGAAGAAACUGAAACUGUUGCUCCAGUUACGACUCCGACCAAAACAUCAGAUCCACAACCGUCCGAUGAAGUAACACCUUUGAAAAAAACUAGACGAAGUAUACGUGGUGGGAGUGAAGACAAGGCAAUGAAAAUUGCAACGACACCGCGUUCGAAACGCGCUAAAUCCAUAGCUGUUGUUUGUCCACCUGCAAUCGAGCCUAUUCCUGAAACGAGUUCACAAACCGAUGAAAACAAACCACUUACUCAUGUUGAUGUAUGUCAAAAUAUAAUAACAGAAGAAGCUGAAAUAGGUGUGACAGAAAAUAUUGCACAAAAGUCAUUGAUCGACACUCUGAUCAAAACAUCAUCGGGUACAGAACCAUCUGAUGACACAACGCUGCCUUUGAGAAAACCUCGACGAAGUGUCCGUGCUGCAAGUGAAGACAAGACAACAAGAAUCACUAUUACACCUCGCUCGAAGCGUGCCAGAUCAGUGACGUUUCAUGAAUCUACAACUAAACCUGAUGACAAAACCCAUUCACAAACCAUCGUCGGUUUAAAAGGUGCCCCUGCUUCAAGUGUUACAAGUGAUGAUGACGUUACACAACAACCUACAUUGGUUAAGACGUCGACCAAAAAAACAGAUGUACAACCAUCUAGCGAUGGAAUAGUGGCAAAAAAUACCAGACGUAGCAUACGUGUUACGAGCGAAGAUAAACCGACCAAUAGUUCAAUCGUGCAUCGCCUUGAACAUACAGAAUCCACGACAGAGAGCCCGCCACCACCAGUAAAGCCUUCAGUUGUUGAACAUGAGGUUACCAAAAAACCGAGUGCUCUGAAAAAAGGUACGCCGUCCAAAAGUACCAAAGGCAAAUCUGAUAGUCUGGUUCAACAUGAUACGUUGGACAAAGAAAUUGAAAAAAGAUCAGGAGGCGAUACAAGUCUGAUGGGUCAUCAGCCGUGCACGUCAAAAAUGGACUACGCAGCUGUUGGCGAUGAAAGCAACACACAAGCAGAAAGCGAUUUUGUAAUAAAGACCAGAUCUAAAGGUAAACCCGAUCGGAAAACAAUUCAGUUAGAAGACAAUAAUUCGUUUAAUCCCUUCCGGUCGUCCGGAAUGGUCGAAGACAGUAGCCGACAAAAGAGAGUUUCAUUGUCGAAGAACAAAUCGAAAAGUCAUGAGAACCUCGCGCAGCCAAAACGCAGAAGUGUACGUUCCAAGUCGUUAACGCCCGUAGAAGAACCGAAACCCGGCAGGAAAACUGUGUUCGGCUUAGAGCAAAUACCCGAAGAAGAAUCGUGCAAUUCUGAGAAGAACGCCGUUGCCAAACCGGAGCGCGGUGUAGGGCCCAAGAAGUCUAAAUUUAAUUUCGGUCCUACAAAAUUGAAAAAACAUUCAGAACUUGUCGAUUCCAACGUUGUCGAAUCUACCCACCAAGAAAUUCAAGAUGAAACAACGCCGCCAAAAAGAUCGAAAUCGAUGCAGCCCGCCGGCCCCGCUCUGACGUUUUCGGCGGUGAAAAAUAAAAUGAAAAGAAGUUCUAGUAGUGUAAACUUGAAAGUGUCGGACGAUAAGAGUCCCAGUAAAAACGAUGACUUUUUACCGGCGUUGAAAAAAGCGCUGGUGUCCCCGAAAAAAACAACUAAAAAACGAUCAAUGCCCGAGUCGGCUAAUCUGAAGAAGAAGCGUAAGUUAACAGCCGAUUCGCAUCCCAAGAUCCCGGACCCCGUAUCCGAGUCCAGCCCAGAUCGGAGCGAUGCAUCAUCGUUACUGUUGGGAAAACUGUCACCGAUCACCGGAGAUGCCGCCCCUCGACACAUGAUGUUGUAUACACCUGCAAAAAAGUCCAGAAAGCUCGAAGCCGAACUGGAGUCUGAAAGCGAUGAAUUGCCGUUGAGUUCCGAUGAAUCUACAAGCUCCAAGCAAAUCAUGACUCGAUCGAUGAGCAGAAAUGUCAGUUUUGCAGAAUCCGAUAUAAAUGAAUCGAUGGUGAAAAACAAAAGAAGCCCGUCUGUGAGUGAUUCUGUUUCUACUAUGUCGCCAAUCAGAGCGGGCGGUAAGCAAACGAGAAAGUCUACGAGCAGUAAAAAAGUUACGACCGAAGUAAGAAUAUCUUCCGAUACUGACGCAAGUACUUCUGCAAAAUCUGUACCCAAAAGCACAAAAUCCAAGGUAUCGACCACUCGAUAUUCACCCGAACCAGAAGUUCCGACCAACGAAAGACGCAUGACUCGUUUACAACAGUCGGUUAUAGAAAGAGCAUCUCAAUCCAUGUCCGUUAUCGAACACGAACACACUACCGUUAACCAGCCGACCACUAUCGGGCAAAAAGUAAAGAAACAAAGCAAAAAGAAGUCUUAAUAAAUUAAUUUAUACAUUUUUGUUUUUAAUGUUUAACUAUUCAUUCGUAUGGAAAUUAUAUAAAAUUAAAUGAUAUUGAUAAUAUAUAUAAAAUAAUAAUAUUUAACUGCCUGUGGCGAACAGCAGGGCUAAAGGGGCCGAAAGGCCUUUUCGGGGCCUCUUGGGCCCAUCAGAUCAAUUAUUAUUUUAACCGAGGAGGACUGGUUUUUAUGUAAUUAGCGGGCUAAAUUUUGUAAACCUUUUUAUUUUCCUUGUUCACUGUAUAAAACAUAUGUUAA